AUGACGGACAACCAGAAGCACUCCCUAGCUUCGACGACGUUGCUGCUCGGGCUACUGCUCGCGGUGCUGCUCCUCGCGGCCACGCCGGCUCCCUCGGCAGCCGAGAAGGGCUCCGGCAACGGCAACGGCGGGCCGGUGAUCGGCAUCGACCUGGGCACGACCUACUCGUGCGUGGCCGUGUACCGGAACGGGCGCGUGGAGAUCAUCGCCAACGAGCAGGGCAACCGCAUCACCCCCUCCUGGGUCGCCUUCACCGACUCCGGUGAGCGCCUCAUCGGCGAGGCCGCCAAGAACCAGGCCGCAGCCAACCCGCUCCGCACCGUCUACGACGCCAAGCGACUCAUCGGCAAGCAGUUCGGCGACUCCGAGGUGCAGCGGGACAUGAAGCUGCUGCCGUUCAAGGUGGUGGACAAGAACGGCAAGCCGCACCUCGAGGUUGAGGUGAAGGCCGGCGACGUGCGGACGCUCAGCCCGGAGGAGGUGAGCGCGAUGGUGCUCACGAGGAUGAAGGAGACAGCCGAGGCGUAUCUAGGCGAGAAGGUCCGGGACGCCGUGAUCACCAUCCCGGCCUACUUCAACGACGCGCAGCGCCAGGCCACCAAGGACGCCGGCCUCAACGUCGUUCGCCUCAUCAACGAGCCCACUGCCGCCGCCAUCGCCUACGGCCUCGACAAGGUGGCCGACGGGAAGGAGCGGAACGUGCUGGUGUUUGACCUCGGCGGCGGUACCUUCGACGUGAGCGUGCUCGCGCUCGACGGUGGCGUCUUCGAGGUCCUCGCCACCAACGGCGACACCCAUCUCGGCGGCGAGGACUUCGACCAGCGCGUCAUGGACCACUUCAUCCGGCUCGUCAAGCGGAAGCACGGCGUCGACAUCUCCGGCGACGCGCGCGCGCUCGGCAAGCUCCGCCGCGAGUGCGAGCGCGCCACGUGGUUCUGGAACCCACGUGGUUCUGAUCGAGGCUGUCGAUGUCGGAGUACCCCUCUUAAAAGUGUAAAAGUGUGA
This is a messenger RNA of Triticum dicoccoides, 1005 nucleotides long. RefSeq names its product heat shock 70 kDa protein BIP4-like. Bases 1 to 1005 code for a protein of 334 amino acids. The record is from RefSeq and is a predicted model, not a curated record. Gene Ontology annotation, molecular function: ATP binding; ATP-dependent protein folding chaperone. NCBI's taxonomy places the organism in Eukaryota, Viridiplantae, Streptophyta, Magnoliopsida, Poales, Poaceae. The transcript is spliced from 2 exons.